AUGGCUGACGAAUACAACGCCGAGGAGGCCGCCGAGAUCAAGAAGAGAAGAGCUUUCCGCAAGUUCUCCUACCGCGGAAUUGACCUUGACAACCUCCUCGACCUCUCCUCCGACCAGCUACGCGAUGUCGUUCACGCCCGCGCCCGCCGCAGGAUCAACCGCGGCCUGAAGCGCCGCCCCAUGGGUCUCAUCAAGAAGCUCCGCAAGGCCAAGCAGGAGGCCAGGCCCAACGAGAAGCCCGACCCCGUCAAGACCCACCUCCGUGACAUGAUUGUCGUCCCUGAGAUGAUUGGCAGCGUCAUCUCCAUCUACUCGGGCAAGGAGUUCAACCAGGUAGAGAUCAAGCCCGAGAUGGUUGGUCACUACCUGGCUGAGUUCUCUAUCUCAUACCGCCCCGUCAAGCACGGUCGUCCUGGUAUUGGUGCUACGCACUCUUCGCGUUUCAUUCCCCUCAAGUAA
This is a messenger RNA of Geosmithia morbida, 459 nucleotides long. RefSeq names its product small subunit ribosomal protein S15e. Gene Ontology annotation, cellular component: ribosome; cytosolic small ribosomal subunit. Gene Ontology annotation, biological process: translation; ribosomal small subunit assembly. Gene Ontology annotation, molecular function: structural constituent of ribosome; RNA binding. NCBI's taxonomy places the organism in Eukaryota, Fungi, Ascomycota, Sordariomycetes, Hypocreales, Bionectriaceae. The record is from RefSeq and is a predicted model, not a curated record. The transcript has 4 exons. The coding region runs from base 1 to 459 and encodes 152 amino acids.